This is a messenger RNA of Camelina sativa (false flax), 1670 nucleotides long. Its product is annotated as tubby-like F-box protein 6. Lineage: Eukaryota; Viridiplantae; Streptophyta; Magnoliopsida; Brassicales; Brassicaceae. The record is from RefSeq and is a predicted model, not a curated record. Gene Ontology annotation, molecular function: protein binding.
UAAUAAUUAAUUAAGAAAAAGAAAUAAAAAAAACUCUCCGUCUUCUCUUUUUCUUCUUCUUCCUCGAAAUUAUUGCGGUUACUGUCGUCUUCCUUCCUUCCUCCCUCUCUCCUCUCCGAAAUCGAAGCUCACGUCGGCUACGGUUACGUCAUCGGAGAGGUGGUGGUUGGUGGUGGUGGUUCCUUUUUCACCUCCAUUUCCUGGGAAGAGAAGCUUUAAUUUCAUCGGAAGAAGAAGAAGAAAAAACUUUGUCUCAAUCUGAUUUUUAUGAGCUUCCCCAUGGAUUUGUCGCUUUUGUUGUUUUAACGAAGCUGAGAAAUUUCUUGGGGGAGCAGACAACAAAUUCAGCAGUGUAGAGCAAUGUCGUUUAAGAACAUAGUAAGAGAGUUUAGGGUGAAGAACAAGUACAAAGGUAUUGGUUGUAGACGAGGGAGGUCACAUAUUGCACCAGAAGGAUCAUCUUUGUCUUCUUCUUCUUUAUUAUCAGCUAAUGAAGGUUUGAAUCAGAGUAUUUGGGUUGAUUUGCCUCCGGAGUUGCUUCUUGAUAUUAUCCAUCGGAUUGAGUCUGGACAGACUCUUUGGCCUGCGAGGAGAGAUGUCGUUGCUUGUGCUUCCGUUUGUAGGUCUUGGAGAGAGAUGACUAAAGAAGUUGUUAAGGUUCCUGAGCUCUCUGGUUUGUUGACAUUUCCUGUUUCUUUAAAGCAGCCUGGUCCUAGAGAUGCUCCAAUUCAAUGCUUUAUCAAACGGGAGAGAGCUACUGGAAUAUUUCGUCUCUAUCUUGGUUUAAGUCCUGCUCUUUCGGGUGACAAGAGUAAGCUGUUGUUAUCCGCAAAGAGAGUGAGGAGGGCGACUGGUGCAGAGUUUGUUGUAUCCUUGUCUGGGAAUGGCUUCUCAAGAAGUAGCAGUAAUUACAUAGGAAAACUGAGAUCCAAUUUCCUGGGAACCAAGUUCACAGUCUACGAAAACCAACCUCCUCCGUUUGACCGAAAACUCCCACCAUCAAUGCAAGUGUCUCCAUGGGUAUCAUCAACAUCUAGUAGUUACAACAUAGCUUCCAUCUUAUAUGAGCUGAAUGUUCUGAGAACCAGAGGGCCAAGAAGAAUGCAAUGUAUCAUGCAUAGUAUCCCGGUUUCAGCAAUUCAAGAAGGCGGCCAAGUCCAGUCACCUACUGAGUUCAUAAACCAAGGAAAGAAGAAGAAGAAGCCUUUGAUGGAUUUCUGCUCAGGGAACCUGGGAGAAGAAUCCGUCGUAAAGGAACCAUUAGUUCUGAAAAACAAGUCGCCGAGAUGGCACGAACAGCUCCAAUGCUGGUGUCUCAACUUCAAAGGGCGAGUCACAGUUGCCUCGGUGAAAAACUUCCAGCUAGUAGCAGCUGCUGCGGAAGCAGGGAAGAACAUGAACAUUCCAGAAGAAGAACAAGAUAGAGUGAUAUUACAGUUUGGGAAGAUAGGCAAAGACAUUUUCACUAUGGACUAUCGUUAUCCGAUCUCUGCUUUUCAAGCUUUUGCCAUUUGUUUAAGCAGCUUCGACACGAAGCCAGUCUGCGAAUGAACCAAACAUAUCGAAUAUCCAAUUAUAAUUCUUCUAUUUGCAAGUUUCUGUGGUUUUAAUGUACAUACUUUCCCCUCUUGGAGCAAUCAAAUCAAACAAUCAAGAUCUUUUUCAUCCAA